Messenger RNA from Mangifera indica (mango), 750 nucleotides. RefSeq names its product EPIDERMAL PATTERNING FACTOR-like protein 4. Bases 236 to 595 code for a protein of 119 amino acids. The transcript is spliced from 3 exons. The record is from RefSeq and is a predicted model, not a curated record. NCBI's taxonomy places the organism in Eukaryota, Viridiplantae, Streptophyta, Magnoliopsida, Sapindales, Anacardiaceae. Gene Ontology annotation, biological process: guard cell differentiation; stomatal complex development.
UCCAUCGACUCAUACGGGUAGCUGGCGCUUAAAAGAGUAGUUCCUCAGGCCUGCCUGCGCCUUGUUAAGUAUACUGCAUGACUCUCUUUCUUACUUAUCUUCUCUAAAGCUCUAAACAUUCAUAUUAUCCAUAUUUGGCUCGCUGAGUUGAGUGACAGAGACCCCUAAGGAUUAUCAUCAUUAUUAUCAUCAUCAUCAUUUCUAUCAUUUGAGAUAUUGGGAUAUCAGGGAGAAAAUGAAGAGCAUAAUCUUCUAUAUCUUUGUAGCAAUCCUGGAGAUAUCGACUUUACUAUCUCUAACAAGUAGAAAUUUCGCAUCUGAUAACCAAGAUCAAUUCCCUCAGUUCCUGGAAGCUGCCUCAGACUUCAAACGGGGAUUUUAUCAGAGCACGGAAGCGAGAACAGGUGAAGAAACUUAUAAGGUGGAAAGUAGACUUGGGUCAAGGCCACCUUGCUGUAUCCACAAGUGUGAAGGCUGCGAACCAUGUGUUGCCAUUCAAACACCCACAACGUCUGAUCGAAUGGGACUACAGUAUGCAAACUAUGAGCCCGAAGGAUGGAAAUGCAAGUGCGGAUCUUCUCUCUUUAACCCUUGACUUUGUCUCCGCUAUUUACUGUAUUCCUUUUCUUGUCUCCUGGUGAGAGAUGGGAAAGUUUUGUAGUCGGAUUAAAGCAUCCUACAGUAAUUUGUUUAGAAUCGUGGUAUGUAAUUGGGUUUUAUUAUAAAGCUAGUAAGUUUGGCAGUGUUGCA